Messenger RNA from Labeo rohita (rohu), 3499 nucleotides. RefSeq names its product adhesion G protein-coupled receptor G11 (gene adgrg11). NCBI's taxonomy places the organism in Eukaryota, Metazoa, Chordata, Actinopteri, Cypriniformes, Cyprinidae. Gene Ontology annotation, biological process: adenylate cyclase-activating G protein-coupled receptor signaling pathway; cell surface receptor signaling pathway. Gene Ontology annotation, cellular component: membrane. The transcript is spliced from 19 exons. The record is from RefSeq and is a predicted model, not a curated record. The coding region runs from base 434 to 2719 and encodes 761 amino acids. Gene Ontology annotation, molecular function: G protein-coupled receptor activity.
UCAUGCAGACAGAGACAAGACGAGCGUUUAAGGUUAAAAAGUAUAUAAAUUGUUGGUUUGUUUAGAAAAUUACUGAUCGUUUUGCUAAAAAAGACCCUUCUUCCUUGACUGGGAUCAAUUAGAGCCCUUUGAAGCUACAUGUAAACUCCAUUUUGGAAGUUCAGAGGUGGAAGUUCACCAUAGAAGUCCACCAUAUGGAGAUAAUUCCUGAAAUGUUUUCCUCAAGAAACAUAAUUUCUUUACGAUUGAACAAAGAAAGACAUGAACAUCUUGGAUGACAAGGGGAUGAUUUGCAUCCAGAGAUGUGAUUAACAAAAACAGAAAACCACAGCGGGAGGGAGGAAAUGCUACAUGCAAAAUUAUGUACCAUCUAUAUUUCAUGAAAUGACCCAACUACUUGGAAAGACUCAACACCUCUUCACCAGCUGUUUAGAUGUUAUUGAGGAACCUUGAGAUCCUGUCUGGGAUGAAGUGGAAUAUCUGUGGCCUUGUGCUCAUUUUAUCUGCCCUCUCCUGCAUGUUUGCUGAAAAUAAUAAUAAAAUGUCAUGUGUCAGGAAACAGAGCAACCAACCAUGUUCUAUUCCUGGCAGGACUUCAGACUGUAAAAAUAAUGAAGACGUGGAUAUGUUUAUACUGGGUGCCGAUUGUUUUAUGGGGUACUUGAAAACAGGUAAAUGCAAUAAUAAUAAUAAUAAGACAUGGAGCGAACCACAGUGCCCUUCUGCUACUCUGUGUCAAUCAGUACAGUCACAAUUCGACUUGACUGUUUUUUCAUUUGAAGGCAAUAGAACCUGUACAGUCAACAACACAUGUACAAAGAGCAGUGACUAUGGUGUGAAUUUAUCAGGAGACAUACAGACUCAAACAUACAGACUCAGCAUAAGUAGAUUUGUCAUACCCAAAUUUGUCUGUGUAAUUAAAGGGAGAUGCAGAAAUAACACUUUGACAGACUGGAUAAAUAAAGAUUGUUACUGGACCAACAACGUCACUCAUCAUUUUAAGAAUACUAAUUGCAGUAUGACCUGCCUGAAUCCCACAAAGACGUGUCAGAAUGCCGAAUACGAUUACAGCUGUAGCGAUGAUAAUGCAGAUGAUGAAAGUAAAAUGAACAACAUUGAGAUCCAUAAUGAAAUUGCAACUUGUUACAAGUGUGGAAGUGCUUUUCAAAAUGUGAAAGCCAUCACCUUACCUAAAGAAAUGUCAAGUCAAUUUAAUACUAAUGAAACAGAGACAGAUGCUGGGGCAGCGGCUGAGACCAUGAAAAGUCUCUCCAGCCUGCUGUCUUUUAUGGAGAAUAAGACCGUUGCCUCUGUAUCCAUGGGUAACGUCAAAGGAAUUUUAAAGAAAAUUCAAAAUGACUCCAAAAUCACAACAUCCUACUUCAUCUACUCUUCAAGUACUGGCAUCAGAGUUUUAGAGGAUGUGGACGAAAUAGAUAAGUAUCCAAAUGCUUUCAGUAUUCCAGAGGAAGCUGCUAAGAAAGCGCUCAACCAAAGCGCAAGAAGUGCUUUUUUGGGCGUGUUCCGCUUUCCCAACAUGACAAAGGACGCAGAGAACAGUACGGUUUUGAAUGAUGAAGUUUAUGCCAUCGAAAUGGGGGGAAAAAUUUCAAAUCUGAGCAACGGCAUCAGCUUGACCUUCAAAAAAGAUCAGCAGGCAACGGGAACUCCUGUUUGUAAAUCAUGGAAUGGAAAUGGAAAUCAGCCAAACUGGACAACCGAAGGGUGUAGUACUUUUAAUGAUGGAAAAGGCAAGAUAAAAUGUAACUGCACACAUUUGACUUUCUUCGCUGUGCUUAUGAUCCCUCCAAAUGUAACCAUUUCUCAAAAUGACUUCACCGCUCUCACCUACAUCACCUACAUCGGCUGUGGCCUCUCCAUGUUUUUUCUUUCCAUCGGGCUCUUCAUGCACUUUCUCAUGAGGAAAGUAAAGGUCACUGAAUCAAUGCACAUCCUGAUUAAUCUCUUCGUGGCGCUAUUCCUGCUCAACGUGGCCUUCCUGUCCAAUGAGUAUGUAGCGCGUACAAAGGAAGUCAUCGCCUGCAGGGUCAUGGCUGGAGUCAUGCACUACUUCUUGCUGGCCAGUUUUACCUGGUUUGCUGUGGAGGCUUUUCACCUCUGCCUGCAAAUGGCCAAACACGCAAUCACCAUCAAACAUUACCUGAUCAAGAUCUCUGUGGUUGGCUGGGCUCCUCCUGCUAUUGUUGUCAGUGUCAUUUACGUCUUGAAAAAAUAUGGUGAGCAGACCAUAACAAUGGAGACAAGCAAUGUAACUAUGUGCUGGAUUGUAGACUCCGAAGUCCACUACUUUGUGAACAUCGGUUAUUACUGCUUCACCUUCAUCUUCACCUUCAUCACCUUCAUCGUGGUGAUGCGAUGGCUCUCCAUGCUGAAGAUGAGCAGGUUGAGCAUGCUUGGAAAGGUGAAGCGCUCUGGAAUCGCCACCUCAGACAUCACCAGCAUCCUGGGCCUCUGCUGUAUGCUGGGACUCACCUGGAGUUUCGCGUUCUUCAGCUACGGAGCUCUGCGUCUACCCUCAUACUACAUAUUCACCAUCCUGAACUCCUUGCAAGGAUUCUUCUUGUUCAUAUAUUACUUGAAAACAAGCAGACUCAUAGGAGACUCGGCGCCUUCAGACACGAGUGACACGACUGAAGACGUCACUACAGAAAAUCCAUACGAAGAUUUACCUUCAGACGACAACAAAAAAGCCAUCUGACUGUCAUCUCUAUAUCUGUGCAUUUGAAAUGUCAUAUCUGUCUAUUAAUUAUUAUUGAUAUUUUACGUUUAUUUGUAGUAUUAUAGUGAGUCAAUCCACUGCAAAUUCUGUCCUGUAACAUAUGUAACUCUUUCUGAACUCUUCAGAAUUUAAGAAUUUAUGCUUCUUUAGUUUCUAAGUUUGAAUUGAAUUGCCCCACAGGAAGUUGAAUUGACAGGAUGAGACAGAAGGAUUCUCAAAUCAAUUCAUUUCUGAAUGUAUAAUACUAUAUUUUUUUGUUUACUAUAUUUUUCAUUACUGUGUGUUUCUUAAAAGACACUUACAUAACUGAAUAGUAUCUGAAUUUCAUAAUGCAAUGCUACUGAUGUAUUUGCUCUUACACUGUAUAUUAUUUUAUGCAUAUAUAUGUAUUUUUCAGCACAAAAUAAUAAUGAUUACUGCACUUGUACUAAGAUAGAAAGGUUGCUAAAAGUUCAUAAUUAUUUUAUAAUUUUUAAUCAGCUCAUAUAUCUAAACAAUGAGUUUGUAUAUUUUCUGUCUUUCACUGAUAGGAGUAAUUUCUGUACAGCUCCACAAGUUUAACUUUCUGUUGUGCUUCCAUGACCAGUCAUAAACUCGGAAUAAAAUAACUAUAUGAUCUCUUAGUUUUUAUUACACAUAUGAACUUAUGAAACUAUGUAAUACACGAUUUUUUUUUUUUUACAAAGAUUUUGUGACCUUAUGAAAACCACAGCCUAGCCUAGCUUGAUGUUAUGCAAGAAAUUUAAAACAUUUUUAAAU